GAGAGCGGAGAUUUUCUAGAGUUUCGUUGUCGUUGUCGCUGUCGCCGUCGUUACCGUUGUCGGUUGUCGCUGUCGGUUGUCGGUUGUCGGUUGUUUUCGGCAUCGUCGAAUCCGACUUCCGUAAAGUUCAUUUGCCGUCGGCCGCCGACCGGCCACCAAAACUGCGAUCACGAUCUCUGUCGUGGGCGUCGCGAUUCCUGUCGCCGAGUUAGCGCGCAAAACUCAACGUAAUCCAACGCAACGGAAACCGAAAGCCGAAACACGAGCGGAAGUCGGGUGUGCGAUAGCCACCGACGCUUAUUUGCAGUUAAUAUUUAAUUAACGAGCCUCGACGAGCCAAGCCACAAAUUUGUUUUCCAGAAUUUUUAAUGAGGAAUGAAAAGUGCAAAAGUUUCUGAAUAGCUGCAAGAAUUAUGUAUUGUAUGAUAAGUUGAUAAUACCCAGCUAGUAGCAUCAUGAUAUGUGUGUGAGUGUGCCCAACAAUCGAGAGCCAUAAAUAAUGCCCAUAAUGGGCUGAGUUGAAGCCAUGUGAGAAACUCAAGCUCAAGCCCAAGUGUGAAGCCAGCCAAACAACAGAAUUGUCUGCCUUAUCAAUUUCCACAUCUAUAUUUAUAUAUACUCAAAAAAUUAAACAUAAUAUACAGCUGCUAUCACCUCUUUAUGGAUUUAUUAAGCUAUUCAAAUUGGAUACAAAAUUUCCUACAACUUUAAACUGCUGGCAUCCGAAGCAAUAUGUCAAAGCUGCCUCAGCAACAACACAGAACCGAACAGCUAUAAAAUCUUGAAAGAGGCAUACGCAAAAAAAUUCAGCAACAUUUAUUCUCCUGGGCCAGCAUUAAAGCGAGUUUUGCGAACUGGAAAUAUACGCACAACAAAUGAUUGGCACCGAGGAUAUGUCCACAUCGACUGGCAUGGAUAUAAGUGAAUCCUUUCGUGCCGAGGAUCUCUCAAAGACGGAUUUCUUCGACUUUGUCACGGCGCCGGACAUGGGCAUUGGCAUUGGUGUUGGUGUUGGCGUCGACGUCGGCGUCGGUGUCGGCGUCAGCCUGCAGCAGCAGCAACAACAGCACCAUCAGCAGCAGCAACACCACCACCAGCAGCAGCAGCAGCACAGUCACAGCCAUAGCCAAGGUCAUCAGCCAACGACGUCACAAACGCCGCAGCAGGCGAUCUGCGGCGGCGGCGCGCGAACCACCAGCAGCAUGACCCACGACAUUGGCGAGGGCGGUGGCGGUGGUGCUGGCAUUGUCCCAGUGAGCAAUCGCAAUGGCAGCAGCAGCAAUGGCGGCGAUCCCACGUUACAAGGCUACGAGUUUUGGCAUCAGGACAAGGACAACAGCCGCCUGGACUCGAGCUCGAUUUUCGAGGACCUCGAUCGCUACUGCUGGCAGCAGCAGCCGAUCACAGCAAGCGCCACGACUACUGUCAAUGCCAACAACGUGCGCUGCAGCAACCAGCCGAGUCCCACGUCUCCGCAAACACAUCCACACUCACACCCACAUACCCAUCAGCAGCAGCAGCAGCAGCAGCAGCAACAGCAACAUCAGCAGCAGCAACAGCAACAUCAGCAACACCAACAGCAGCAGCAGCCAAACGCCAGCAGCUCGUCGAGUGCCGCCGGCAGCAGCAGCGACACCAUCAGCAGCCUGGACACGACGGACGGUCAGAUCUACACAUUGACAGUAUUAAAUGGCGGCGAGCCUUGGCUGAAGCGUGCCGAGGCGGAGCAGCUGCCCAGCGCGCUGGACUUGGACAGCUUGCUGGGCAGCUUUCCGGGCUACAUCAAGUCGGAGUACCCGUACGACGACAGCGGAUUCAGCACGGAUGGCAAGGAUGUGAUUGUCAAUGGAGCCGAUGCCAAUGGGCUCAGCAGUAUUUCGCAGUCGCAGUCGCAUGGCCAGACGCUGCCCUCGCUGGUCACGGCCAUUUCCAUAGCGGGCGGCGGGGUCAAUGAGCUGGGCCAGCAGCUGGCCCAGUUCCAGAACAACAACAACGACUGGCACAUGGCCGAUCACAAUGCGGAGGCGGAGCAGAACACGGCAGAGUCCCUGUUGCGCAGCGCACUGCAGGGCAAGGGGUAUGCCAAGGGUCUGCACAUGCAGAAUGGCCUGGCUCUGCCCGUGGUCAAGGACGAGGAGAUGCGCAGGCUGCUCUUCACGCCGGACGAUGCUGCGGAUGCGCUGGGCUUUGCGGACUCCACGCUCAGCACUGCCCAAAUGUUCGACGAUGCCCAGGCCAUGGCCCACGGUGGAUCAAACGCGCACAUGGCUGGCUCGAAUCACGGCCAGCACGGCGGCAACGCCAGCAUCAUUGUCGACGACAUGUUCCUCUCGCUGGAGAAUGCGUUCAGCGACGACUUCGAGAAGAUCAAGCGCAUUGCCAACGAGGUGCAGCAGUUCUGCAGCGCCAGCACGGGCACGCCCACGUCCGGCGACUACGCCAGCGGCGAUGUGCUCAUGCAGCUGUCGCCGAGCGGCACAGCGUCAAACGCAGCACAGCAACUGCAGCCGCUGGCCAAUGCACAGCAGCAACAGCAGCAGCAACAGCAACAACAGCAGCAGCAACAGCCACCGCCCCCGCAGCCACUAAAGCCCGAGGUGUCCACGUCGACAGCGGCCACUGCUGUGGGCACAACUGUGCAUGGAGGUCGCCUGGGCGGCAUUAGCAAGCCCAAGAAGCAGUACAAGCGCAGCAACAGCAGCGCCAACAACAACAACAAUCCUAAUGUGGCCAACAACAACAACAGCAGCACCGCCAACAACAACAACAACAGCAGCAGCAACAAUGUACUGGGCGUGGUCAUAGGCAACGGCGGCAGCUCCUCCUCAAGCGGCAGCGCCAGCAGCAGCAGCAACAGUCCGCCAGCCAACUGCAAUGCCAACUCGGGCGGCAGCAGCACCGGCGGCAGCCAGCGGAAGGAGCGCUCGUUGCACUACUGCUCCAUCUGCUCGAAGGGCUUCAAGGACAAGUACUCGGUGAAUGUGCACAUACGCACGCACACGGGCGAGAAGCCGUUCGCGUGCUCGCUGUGCGGCAAGAGCUUCCGGCAGAAGGCGCAUCUCGCCAAGCACUACCAGACCCACAUGACCCAGAAGAACAAUGGCAGCCUGAUCAAAGGCAGCUCCGGCAAGCACCAGCGCGCGGGCUCCGGCAACGCCGCCGCCGCCGCCGCCAACAGCCUGGCCCAGCAGCGGCAGCUGAGCGCUGUGGCCACCGCGGUGGCCAGCCCCAGUUUAAUGAGCGCCGGCGUCGUGCUGAGCGGACCAAACACGCCGCCCGGCGUCUUGCCGCCAGCUAAUGGCCUGCUCGCCAACAGGUAGUAGAGCCGACCUUGGCUAUAUACAUACAUAUACAUAUAUAAUUAUAUACACAUAGGCUAUGUUCCACAAAAAACAAAACGUAAAUGAAAAUCACAAACAGCAAACUAUUUCUUGUUCCUUACUAACAACAAAACGAAUUAUAUAAAAAAAAAAUAUAUAUUAAACUAAGCUAACUUUUUGAAUACUCUUGGGAAAGUGUUGAAUGUCAUUGAUGAAUUCCUAUCUCAGCUUUCUGUGCAAUUCCUAUAUCACAAAUACAUCAAGACACACUAAAUGCACUUCCACACACACACACACACACACACACACACACACUCAUACAUACACACACAAAUUAAUUUUAAAUGUGCCAAAUUUAAUGGAAGAGAUAUUAAUUAAAUAAUUAAAAGUGAAAACGAAGCUAAAAAGCAAAUGAAUGCGAGGUGAUAUCUAAAUGAGGCCAAACGCUUCCUUAAAAAAAAUUAAAAAUAAA
Drosophila navojoa is the source of this 3792-nucleotide messenger RNA. RefSeq lists its product as uncharacterized. NCBI's taxonomy places the organism in Eukaryota, Metazoa, Arthropoda, Insecta, Diptera, Drosophilidae. The record is from RefSeq and is a predicted model, not a curated record. Gene Ontology annotation, cellular component: nucleoplasm. Gene Ontology annotation, molecular function: RNA polymerase II cis-regulatory region sequence-specific DNA binding; DNA-binding transcription repressor activity, RNA polymerase II-specific. Gene Ontology annotation, biological process: regulation of immune system process; regulation of cytokine production; negative regulation of transcription by RNA polymerase II.